AUGAACAAUCGAAAACCUUUUGUUUUGGAUUAUGCUCUUUUUUGGUGGAAUAUAUUUUUGGCAACAUUUUCGGCUGUUGGGGCUGCUAGAAUGUUACCAGAACUUUUUUGGUCUGUCAAUUCAAAUUCUUUUUUCUAUUCAAUUUGUAUUGGUUCUUAUGCCCAAGGAAUUAGUGGAUAUUGGGGGGAUAAAUUUGCAAUGUCCAAGGUUAUUGAAUUUGCCGAUACUGCUUUUAUUGUUUUACGUAAAAAACCUUUAAUCUUUCUUCAUUGGUAUCAUCAUGUUACGGUAUUGAUCUCAACUUGGAUGAUGUACAAAGAUCACGCUGCUAGUGGUAGAUGGUUUAUUGCAAUGAAUUAUGUUGUCCAUUCUUUUAUGUAUACUUAUUAUGCCCUUAGAGUUUUACAAUAUAAAUUACCCAAAUGGACUGCAAUUUUUGUUACUCUUUUACAAAUAUCUCAAAUGAUUGUUGGAUUAGCUAUAAGUAUUUAUACGUUUAGGUUUGUAUAUUUAUUUUUGAUUUGA
This is a messenger RNA of Meloidogyne enterolobii, 525 nucleotides long. Lineage: Eukaryota; Metazoa; Nematoda; Chromadorea; Rhabditida; Meloidogynidae. The record is from the annotation of a GenBank genome assembly.